This is a messenger RNA of Frieseomelitta varia, 1686 nucleotides long. Its product is annotated as 17-beta-hydroxysteroid dehydrogenase 13-like. NCBI's taxonomy places the organism in Eukaryota, Metazoa, Arthropoda, Insecta, Hymenoptera, Apidae. The transcript has 7 exons. The record is from RefSeq and is a predicted model, not a curated record. The coding region runs from base 175 to 1107 and encodes 310 amino acids. Gene Ontology annotation, cellular component: lipid droplet. Gene Ontology annotation, molecular function: oxidoreductase activity, acting on the CH-OH group of donors, NAD or NADP as acceptor.
CCGUUCAGACCGAAGACCGAUUUAAAGCUAAGCCGAAGUCUGCUGGCCGAUAUCUCGAGCCGGGCCGAUUUUCUCGCCAGUUUUCCCGUGAUUGCCGCUGAAAUUGAAGGUGCACCACGCGCUACGGAUAAAAACUGACAGGAGAGUUUAAGAAAUAUCUUCAAACCACCAAAGAUGAUGCUGAAAAUGUAUUUCCUGAUUAUUCUAAUACUGGAUCUGUGGGCACUGUUAUUUAAAAUAUUUUAUGCUACUAUAAUUGCAUUAUACAGAAUAUUUAGACCUCCUCCAUUGAAAGAUCUUACGUCCGAAGUUGCAAUGGUUGUCGGAGCAGGCCAAGGUAUAGGUAGAGAAAUGGCAAUUCAUUUGUGUAAACUUCAUGUUAAGGUUGCUUGUAUCGACAUUAACAAAGACGAUUGUAAUACUACCGUACAGUUGGCUCUAUCUCAAUUAAUAGGAAUUGCUAGAGUGUACAUUUGCAAUAUAACAGAUGAGAAUGAGGUAGCUCGUGUAGUGAAUGCUAUUCAAGUAGACUUAGGUGACGUUACAAUGCUUUUCCAUUGCUGCAGUAUACCAAGUCCUAAAGUAUUAUGUAUGGGACAUCAGCCUGUCCCUAAAAUAAAACAUACAAUUAAUCGGACGAUUUUAAGUCAUUUCUGGUUAUUGGAUAAGGUUUUACCAUCUAUGGCACGUGCAGGUAGAGGACAUAUAGUAGUUCUGUCAUCAGUGGCUGGCCUUUUUCAUACUACCCCAGGAAGAAGCAGAAUUCCUUUAUCUGCUGCACAAUUUGCAGUUCAAGGAUUAGCUAAAUCGAUACAUACUGAAGCCAGACAUUCAAAUACUAAUAUUACAGUUACUCUAGUUCAUGUUUAUCCAUUCAUUGUGGGCGCAGAAGUAAAAAGAGAUAUCCGUUUUAGAAUACCGAGUUUCUUUGGCACAGUGUCCGCCAAAGAAGCAGCUAAACAAAUUUUAGAUGGAGUUCGUCGGAAUUAUUUGGAAUUUAGUGUGCCUGGAUAUAUUUUUUACUUGAGCAAUAUUUCUAGAAUAUUUCCAAAAGAGGUAUUAUUUCUGGUGCGUGAUUUUCUAGACACUGGUGUUGAUUUUGGGUAAUAUUUAAUUUUUUCAAUCAAAUAUGAGAAUAUAUUUUUAUUAUAACAUUUUUACAAUAUUAGCUAUAAUAUAUGUUGCAAGAUAUUGCGUAAGAAAUUUUUUUUUAUAACGAGAAACGAAUAUUUUAUUUAGUUUUUAUUUGAUUUAUAAAAUAUUUCUCGAUAUAUAUACUUGACUUGUAACUUGUUUCAUAGUUUGGUACAAAAUUUUACAUAUAUUUUUACUUUAUUUUUACAUAUUCUUAUAUUUAUAUAAAACGAAAUACGUUAGUUAUUAAAUAAAUAAUUAUAUGAGCCGCUAUAUAUAAGAUAUUGUGUAUUUGUAGCAUAACUGAAGCAUCAAGUAAUAUUUAAAAUAGAUUUUAUACUUACGUUUUGCGUACAAUACAUAUGUAAAUACAAGAUGUAAAAUGAAUAAAAUCUGUAUUAGACAAGUGCUAUUCACAGUGUAAAAAUAAGUUAUGUACACGGUAUUGGUAUUAUGACGAAUAGCAAAAUAUACAGGAAACUAUAGUCCAGUUUUUAAUAUUGUACAUAAUUUAUAUAUACACAAGUUUGUAGCUACGUAUUAUUUUCUGAA